UUGCCCAUCCCCUGCAUGAUUUGUAUAUGUCAUAACACUUGCGGAUUUUAUUGAGAGGUUACGUCUUACAAGUCUGUAUCUAAAAGUGUAAGAGAUUUGGCUGUACUAUACACAAAUGAAUUUCAGUCAAAUGCCGAGACUACAGAGGCGUGUCAAUGAUUCAGUACAUUGGUUUAUGAGCGAGCUAGAAGCUCGUAUAAUUGCGAAGUCCGGUAACCCCAAUGACAGGUUUCAUCUUGGAAAAAUACUGAUGCAGAGCUUUGAAGAUGACCUUGACUUCGUCAUGCAGAUAGACGGGGCAACUGGAGAAAUUAUGACAAACAGAGAAGUUUUGAAGAAAUCUGUGGAAUGUGCUGUUGCUUUCAAAAAUUUGGGCUUAAAAAUUGGAGAUGUCGUAAUGUUGAUGGCUCCCAACCAUUCAGACUUGGUGAUACCUGUUUAUGCUGCAUUAUAUCUUGGGGUUAUUAUUGCUCCGGUGGAUAGAACAUUAGGAGUUAUCGAACUAAAAGAAACUUUUGGUGUUGACAAACCCAAAUUAAUAUUAUGCCAAAGUGAAAAAGCUCCGGAAAUACAAGUUGUAUUGAACGAAUUAGAGUUGAAUACGAAAAUAGUGACGUUCAAUAAAGGAGAUUAUCUCUGCAGCUUCUACAAGUUUCUAGAAGAAUAUAGCGACGUCAAGGCAGUCAAGGAUUUCAAACCAAACAACUUUGACCCGGAAGAGACAAUAGCUAUUUUGGUGGCGACCAGUGGUACAACAGGCUUCCCCAAGGCGGCUGCAGUUACUCACAAAAACAUAACAAUUACGGCUCCUAAUCUUUGGGCUAGAUUCAACAACUUUCCAACGCCUACUCGGAUGGCUUUUAUCGGUGCACCGCUGCAGUGGCUCACUGCUAUAAUAAAUUUUCUCACAUCACCCGUCUUUCGAUACACACGUCUCCAAACAUCCCUCCCAUUGACAGAAGCACACGCAACGCACCUCAUAAAUAAAUAUCGGCCAACCUUCACUAUACUGUCGCCGACAUUCAUGUCGACAUUGUUGAAAUCUGAAGGCAAAGACAAAUGUGACCUUUCCUGUUUUGAAUUAAUAUUGCUCGGCGGUAGCGCUGUACCAACAAAUCUCUUAGAUAAAGUAAAGGAAAUUUCACCAGAUAUUGAAGUAUUGGAUGUUUACGGCAUGAGUGAGCUGAGCAACAUCGCGUUUCAACCGGACAACCCACCAUUGGGCUCGUCUGGCAAGCCAUUGGGCUGUUUCCAAUAUAGAUUGAUAAAUAUAGAAACUCAGACGGACAUAUUGGAGCCUAACGUAGCUGGAGAGCUAUGGGUUAAGGGACCAGGCGUGUUUAAAGAGUAUUACAAUAAUCCGGAAGCGACAGCUGAAGCAUUCGCCGAUGGGCGAUGGUUUAAAACUGGUGAUAUGUUUUACAGAGAUGCGAAUUAUAAUUUUUUCUUUGUGGAACGUAUAAAAUUGCUGUUAAAAUACAAAAGUUAUCAGAUAUCUCCAGUGGAAGUAGAAAGUGUAAUCCGCAAGCAUCCCGGAGUGCUGGAUGUGGCGGUGACUGGAAUACCGGACGCUGAUUGUGGCGAUUUAUUGGUCGCAUGCGUUGUAGCCAAACCACAGUGCCGUCUUACAGCUCAAGAGAUCAAAGAUUUGGUGAAAGAUUCGUUGUCAGAUGCUAAACAACUAAGAGGAGGCGUGAUAUUUCUGAACGAAAUACCAAUGACGGCUUCAACGAAGGUUCACCGACGAAAGUUGAAGGAAAUGGUCCUUGUUAUGGAAAGGCAAUAGAAGUACUUGUAUAUUAAUAGUUGUGACUGUCGGUACAUGGAACUUUGCAUACAUAUUAAUCAUUAUCAUAUUUCUGUCAUUAUCCCAUUAUUUUUUUUUAUUCAUCCCAUUGUUUGGGUUUAGCGCAAUAUGAUUUUAUUUAUAUUAUCUAAGGUUCUGGGUUUUAGUUUUAUGACAUCAACCCUCCUUGGGAAUGCAUUUCUCGGUAGUUACCACCUACGGUAUGAAGGAAAGGAUUAAGGAAAAAAGGGGAUGUUAGAAGUGAGGUUGGUAGUUGGUAAAAAAGGAAUGAAGAAUUUAUGAGGUAAAGGGAAAUGGGGAACACUGGUCAAAUAUUUCAGUGGUUUAGGAAACCAAAAACACAUAACUGUGAAUCUUUAUUCUAGAAACGGAUAGAUAAUUAGAGGAGAUUGUAUUAGAAAAACACAGCGAAAUCGGUCAAGUAUUUAUUAUAACACAUUUUCUUUGUGAAAGAGUACAAAUGUUUUUCUAAUAACACCAAUAAAAUACUUGUGUGUAAUUUUAUUAUAGAAAUGAUAAUUGCAGUAUUAAAGAGAAUUCUCAUAGAAUAAAUAUAUACAAUUUUACGACAAAAAUAUGUAUUCAUACUUGAAUAACAUAGUUAAUCAUUUUGUGUGUGUAUGUAUAACCUUUUACAGUUAGUAGUACCUCUAUUACGUUGAGAUAUAUAGUUUAAAAAAAUAUUAUAUAAGAAAAUAUUUAUCAAUUCGAGUAUUUUGUUGAUAAUUUGUUAUUAUUUAUUUUCCUAUUCUGUAAAUAAUAAAUAUUAUUUUAAUGAUAA
Messenger RNA from Galleria mellonella (greater wax moth), 2588 nucleotides. Its product is annotated as luciferin 4-monooxygenase-like. Gene Ontology annotation, biological process: fatty-acyl-CoA biosynthetic process; long-chain fatty acid metabolic process. Gene Ontology annotation, molecular function: long-chain fatty acid-CoA ligase activity. Lineage: Eukaryota; Metazoa; Arthropoda; Insecta; Lepidoptera; Pyralidae. The transcript has 12 exons. The record is from RefSeq and is a predicted model, not a curated record. The coding region runs from base 116 to 1786 and encodes 556 amino acids.